AUGGCAGCGACCAUUUGGAAAACGCCGGGCGGAAGCGCAAGCGAUGGCGGAAGCGUUGGCGCAGGGGAGAAGAAACGGAGUGAGGCAGAUGACGCAGUGGGGGAAAAAAGUGGGGGAGUGGGGGGAGGAGAAGGGGGAGGAGAUGCCGGCAAUUAUCUGAUAGACCCGGGAGACGGCACUAGCGGGGACCGCGCGGAAUUCCCACCCGCGGAGCUCUUCACCGCGCGGAACUUCCCCGUGAGGCUGCCGCGGCGGAAGGGGAGGCGGAGAAAGGGCGAUCGGGAGGAGGAUGUGGGAGGAAAGACGAACCCAGGCACGGUGGAAGGCGGUUCGGUGGGGCAAGAUUCUUGGGUGCUCCCAGUAACGGGGGAUGGUUUUCCUAUGACACCGUACCAAGAUGUGAUUGAAGCGGGGGAGAAGAACGUGGACUGUCCGUACCGGUCGCGCGGCGCGGGAGAGAAUCUGUACAGAUGCGCCAUGGGUUACGCCGCACUUGCCGGCGUGACUGGCGGGCUGGGGAAGCCGGUUUAUGUGGUUACCAGUGACGUGGAUAGGGCCGAGGACGUUCCGGAAGGCUCGCUAAGAUGGGGUUUAAGUAAUUAUCCUGAGGGUGUGAUUAUACGCUUUAAUAGCUCGAUGCUGAUUAGCUUACAGAAGCGGCUGUUUCUGCAGUCGCACGUGACGAUCGACGGUCGCGGCGCGAAUGUGAUUAUACGCGGAGGCAUGGUUCUGCAGAACAUCACGAAUGUGAUCAUACACAACGUGGCGAUCGGCGAUCAGCGCGGGGAUCAUGACGUGGUGCACAUUGCAGGCACGACGCGCGUGUGGGUGGACCACUGCCAGGUGUACAAGGCCAUACGCGGUACAGUGGACGCCGUUUACGGCUCAACGGACAUCACCAUCAGCAAUUCGUAUAUUAGCAACCGCAACCUCACCAUGCUGCUGGGUGCGGAGGACGACGGGGUGUACGACGUGGACAUGCGGGUGACCCUCUACCGCAACUGGUUUGACAAGUCGGGGCAGCGGCAGCCCAAGGCGCGGUGGGGCAAGGUCCACGUGGCCAACAGCCUCUACUCCAAGUGGUCCUAUUACUGCCUCGGCGGCCGUAUGUACGCUGCAAUUCGCUCCGACCGUAAUAUCUUUAUCGCUGGAGACGCGCGAAAAGAACUCACCCCGUGGUUUGGGGAACGCGCCCUUUGGACGGAGGGGUUUGAUACGACUCCCGUGAUCCGGUCGUUUGGGGAUUUGCUGGUCAAUGGAGCGACUUUUACCGAGUUUAACGCGGAUUUGUCGAUUUUCGACCCGCCGUAUCGGCUGCCGAUGCACACUGCGGAUAGAGAGCUCACGCACUUUAUACGCGUUAAUGCAGGGCCUAGAAACGGGGAUGUUCCUGAGCUGCUGUGCACGCCUCAAACCUGCUUCCAGUGA
This is a messenger RNA of Closterium sp. NIES-65, 1428 nucleotides long. The record is from the annotation of a GenBank genome assembly. NCBI's taxonomy places the organism in Eukaryota, Viridiplantae, Streptophyta, Zygnematophyceae, Desmidiales, Closteriaceae.